AUGACCUUCCUCAAGGUUAAAGUCCCGCGAGAUAAGGUGGACCAAGAGACAGGUCCAGAGGUGGACCAUGAGACAGGUCCAAAGGUGGACCAAGAGACAGGUCCAGAGGUGGAACAAGAAACAGGUCCAGAGGUGGAUCAAGAGACAGGUCCAGAGGUGGAUCAAGAGACAGGUCCAAAGGUGGACCAAGAGCCAGGUCCAGAGGUGGAUCAAGAGACAGGUCCAGAGGUGGAACAAGAGACAGGUUCAGAGGUUAACCAAGAGACAGGUCCAGAGGUGGAUCAAGAGACAGGUCCAGAGGUGGACCAAGAGACAGGUCCAGAGGUGGAUCAAGAGACAGGUCCGGAGAGGGAUCGAGAGACAGGUCCAGAGGUGGACCAAGAGACAGGUCUAGAGGUGGAUCAAGAGACAGGUCCAGAGGUGGAUCAAGAGACAGGUCCAGCGGUGGAUCAAGAGACAGGUCCAGAGGUUGACCAAGAGACAGGUCCAGAGGUGGAUCAAGAGACAGGUCCAGAAGUGGAACAAGAGACAGGUUCAGAGGUAAACCAAGAGACAGGUCCAGAGGUGGAUCAAGAGACAGGUCUAGAGGUGGAUCAAGAGACAGGUCCGGAGGUGGAUCAAGAGACAUGUCCAGUGGUGGACCAAGAGACAGGUCUAGAGGUGGAUCAAGAGACAGGUCCGGAGGUGAAUCAAGAGACAGGUCCAGAGGUUGACCAAGAGACAGGUCCAGAGGUGGACCAAGAGACAGGUCUAUAG
Mizuhopecten yessoensis (Yesso scallop) is the source of this 756-nucleotide messenger RNA. Its product is annotated as sterile alpha motif domain-containing protein 15-like. The record is from RefSeq and is a predicted model, not a curated record. Bases 1 to 756 code for a protein of 251 amino acids. The transcript has 3 exons. Lineage: Eukaryota; Metazoa; Mollusca; Bivalvia; Pectinida; Pectinidae.